CUGCGCUCCGCCUCUGACAGCAGCUCAGCUGGUACGGAACCGGAGGCAGCGUGCUGUUGCUUGGUUGGUUGGUUCAUCGAGAGAUCAGUUAGCCGAAAAUGUUGAGAAUUACGAUCCGGGCAGACGUGGGAGCCAUUUGGGUGUUAUUAUGUAUCACCUAUUCCCAGUUUUUGACAGUUUCUUCUGAUGACAUAGUGGUGGCAUGCGGGGGAUUUGUGAAAUCCGAUGUGGAGAUCAAUUACUCUCUGAUCGAGAUUAAACUGUACACCAAACAAGGAUCCCUGAAAUAUCAAACGGACUGUGCUCCAAUCAAUGGCUACUUUAUGAUCCCCCUGUAUGACAAGGGGGACUUUGUUUUAAAGAUCGAGCCUCCUCUUGGAUGGAGCUUCGAGCCCACCAGUGUCGACCUCCAUGUGGAUGGAGUGAGUGACAUUUGUACAAAAGAGGAAGACAUCAACUUUGUCUUCACUGGCUUCUCGGUCUCAGGAACGGUUCUCAGUAAAGGCCAUCCCCUGGGUCCUGCUGGAGUAGAAGUGAAACUCACCCGAGUGGGAACAGAGGAGAAACUCCAGAGCGUCAUCACAAAGCCUGGAGGAAAGUACACCUUUUUAAAAGUACUCCCUGGAAAUUAUGACAUCACGGCUUCCCAUCCUUCUUGGACUCUGGAGCAGAGCGCCACCUCAGUGGUGGUCUCCAAUGCCAACGCCCCCGCUGCCGAGAAUCUGGUGGUUGGAGGCUACGACGUCUCGGGGGAGGUCCGCAGUGAUGGAGAGCCCAUGAAAGAGGUCACCUUCCUCCUGUACUCGGCCACAGUCAAGAAAGAGGACGUCGGCGGCUGUAACACAUCCCCAGUGGAGGGGGCAGAUCCUGGGGACAGCUCGCUGCUCUACCUGUGCAGCGCUCUCUCCAGGGAAGAUGGAACCUUCGUCUUCCUCUCGCUGGCCAGCGGCGAGUACACCGUGGUGCCCUUCUACAGAGGAGAAAGGAUCACGUUUGAUGUCGCUCCUUCCAGGAUGAAUUUCAAAGUGGAACACAACAGUUUGAAACUGGAGCCAAUCUUCCGGGUCAUGGGCUUCUCUGUGACGGGCCGAGUUCUCAACAGUGAUGGGGGGGAGGGCGUCCCUGAUGCCACUGUGUCCCUCAACAACCAGAUCAAAGUCCUCAGCAAGGAGGAAGGCUCUUUCCGCCUGGAGAACAUGACGGCUGGUACCUACACCAUCCGUGUCACCAAGGAGCUCAUGUUCUUCGAGCCAAUCACAGUGAAGAUCGCCCCCAACACACCCCAGCUUCCUGACAUCAUCACUGCAGGGUUCAGUGUGUGUGGCCAGAUCUCCGUCAGCCGCCUGCCUGAGGGCAUGAAGCAGCAGGGCCGCUACAAGGUCACCUUGACUCAGCAGGGCCAAGACAAAGCCUCGAGCAAGACCGUGGACUCAGACCCCCAAGGGGCCUUCUGCUUUCAGGCCAAACCUGGAGACUACAGUGUCCAUGUGUCUCUCCCCGAGGCGGAGGUGAAGGCAGGGCUUGCUCUGCAGCCUCGGGCCCUGGAGGUCUCCCUUGUGGACCGGCCCCUCACAGACCUACUCUUCACCCAGUUCAUGGCUUCUGUCUCUGGGAAAGUCUACUGUCUAGCGUCCUGCGAUGACCUCUCUGUGACUCUGCAGCCAGUGAGUCGGCAGGGAGAGAGGCGGACGGUGGCUCUGUCCGGCAGCAACGACAUCCUCAGCUUCUCCUUUGAGGACGUUUUACCAGGGAAAUACAAAGUGAGUAUUACUCACGAGGAGUGGUGCUGGAAGCAUAAGUCCGUGGAGGUGGAGGUGCUGGACUCGGACGUAGUGGGGGUUGAGUUCAGACAGAUUGGCUACAUCCUGCGCUGCUCCCUCUCCCAUGCUAUCACUCUGGAGUUCUUCCAAGAUGGCAGCAAACCCGAAAACGUCGGCGUGUACAACCUCUCUAAAGGAGUCAACCGCUUCUGUCUCUCAAAGCCAGGUGUUUACAAAGUCACCCCUCGCUCCUGCCAUCAGUUUGAGCAGGACUUCUACACGUACGAUACCUCGGCCCCCAGCAUCCUGACCCUCACUGCAGUGCGCCAUCACAUGACCGGGCUCAUCACCACCGACAAGAUCCUGGACGUCACCGUUACUAUCAAAUCGUCUAUUGAGAGUGAGCCGGCCCUGGUGCUGGGGCCCCUGCGCAGCCUGGAGGAGCAGCGGCUGGAGCAGCAGCUGCAGGAGAUCACGCUGCGGCGCCAGGAGAGAGAGCGCCGCGCCGCCGAGGAGGAGGGAGGGACCAGGGACGACAGCCCCCCCAUCCAAGAGAAGGCCGACGACCUGACAGGCCCCUUCCACUACGAGUUCUCCUACUGGGCAAGGGCUGGAGAAAAGAUCACAGUGACUCCCUCAUCCAAGGAACUGCUGUUCUAUCCUCCAGAGGUAGAGGCCACCAUUACCGGAGAGUCGUGUCCGGGUCGUCUGGUGGACAUCGCAGGGCGAGCCGGGCUCUUCCUGGCGGGCAAAGUGUCUCCAGAGCUGCAGGGUGUGGAGAUCUCCAUCACUGAGAGAGGAGCCGCUGCACCGCUCAUUACUGUGGGCACCAAUGAGAUGGGAGCAUACAGUGUGGGUCCGCUCCACAGCGACCGGCAGUACGACAUCAGUGCCAGCAAAGAAGGCUUCGUCCUGAGUCCUGUGGAGGGGACCGUGGGAGACUUCAAGGCGUUCGCUCUGGCUGGAGUCACCUUCAAGAUCAGAUCAGAGGACGGUAUUCCCCUUUCAGGUGUCCUCCUGUCUCUGAGUGGGGGACAGUUUCGCUCCAACCUGCUGACUCAGGACACCGGCCUGCUCACCUUCAAUAACCUGAGUCCCGGUCAGUACUACUUCAAGCCCAUGAUGAAGGAGUUCCGCUUUGAGCCGGCGUCUCAGAUGAUCGCAGUGGAGGAGGGUCAGAACCUCAGUAUCGAUAUCACUGGCAUCAAGACCGCUUACAGCUGCUACGGAGCCGUGCAGUCUCUGAGCGGGGACGCAGAGAGGGACGUUGCCGUGGAGGCGGUGGGACAGGCAGACUGUAGCAUCUACAGCGAGGACACCGUCACCGAUCAAGAGGGGCGCUUCAGACUCAGGGGUCUGCUGCCGGGUUGCAAAUAUCUCAUUCAGCUGCGAGCUGAAGGCAACGACCACAUAGAGAGGGCCUUACCACAAUACAGAGCAGUAGAGGUCGGCAGCAAUGACAUUGAAGGAGUCAACAUCAUCGCCUUCAGACAAAUCAAUCAGUUUGACCUCAGUGGAAACGUCCACACGUCCCCUGAACACCUCGCAACACUAUCGGUGAAGCUUUACAAGAGUGACAACAUGGACAACCCGAUCAACAGCAUCUCUCUGGGACAGUCCCUCUUCUUCAACUUCCCUCCGCUGGACAGAGAUGGAGAGAGCUACGUGCUGAUACUGCACUCCACGCUGUCCCGCUUCCAGUUUGACUUCACUCUGCCUCAGGUCACCUUCACCUCCAAUGGUUACCACAAGCACAUCACACUCACCUUCAACCCCACUCGUAAAGUGCCUGACCAGGAUAUAGCCCAGGGCUCGUACAUCGCUUUGCCCCUCACCCUGCUGCUCCUGUUGGCAGCAUACAACCACGAGAAGGUAAUCCCCCUCCUGCUACAGCUGGUGAACCGUAUCCAGGGAGUGAGGAGCAUGUCCCAGGUCAGCGCGGACAACGCUGCUCUGGACGAAGCCAAACGUCAGGCCAAGAGACAGAAGGCCCGGCGCACAUAAGGACCCAACCACGGCUCACCUCAGACCACAUCUUUGCCCACUAAAUAUUCCACUUGUUUACGUAGGGUUGGCUCCCAGUUGAUCCCAGUUCACAAGAUAAAUGCCCCAGGAUGCUAGAGAAAUAUUGGGUGCGCUAAAGAUGUGAUUUGACCCUGUGUGAAGACCAACACAAACCACUCGACGCGCAUCAGAUUCACUGGACUGAAGUUUUACAGGUUGUUUUCCUCCAUUGUUUCCACAGCACUCAUUGUCUAAAGAAAAUUGUUAAUAUUUGUGAUAGAAUAUGAGCCAUUUUUAUACCUUUGUAAUUUAUCUAGGUCAACGAAAAUCAUUUGCUUAUGUUUUGAAGCACUUGAAUGCUUUUGAUAUCAGUCUUAACAGAGUUUAGGACACCAGGGAUGGUCACGUGUGUCACCUAUCAGCGUGUGGGUCAAUUCAGAUGAAACACAGGGGUAUUUACACACUGCGGUGACAAAGAGGAUAUUUAAACUGUCCACUUUAAUAUUACCUUUUUAUAGGACAAAAAAGGUCAUUAUAAUUUAGAGCUUGUGAAAUGAUUGUGAGAUCUACAUCUAGAAAUAAACCCUUGUAUUCAUUUUCAAAUUUAAUUUACUCUAAUUAUGCUUAUUGACCCUUAUUUGACCCCGUUGUCAAUAAACUCAAUCGACUUAAAUAAUUCCAUCACAAACAUGGGAUUGUGUAACUGUUAACUAUCAUCAAAAGACAGCCAAAGACGUGGACAAGCUUCAUACCAUUGUCAGUCAUGUUAUAUAUAUUUAAAAAAGAAAACACGAGUUACUGCCAUGCACUCCACCUCUUAUAUGUUGUUUAGCGUGACGCAAGGUCGACUUUUUGUCCGUUUCAGCUCAGGAAAGCGGUGGUCGAUAGAUGCUGGAAAUUUGGGUUUGAAUAGAGAAUCUUGUUUUUUUCUGUGGGUGGGUGGGUUGGUAGGGCGCUAUAACAGAUAGUUGAUUAAUUUAUUAACAUAAUGUCUAAUCAGAUGUGAAUGAUUACUUAGUUUGUGUGCUGGGGAAUGCCUCUCAGAAGUGUUUGUUUUUUCAAAUGAAGUGUUUUUUUUUUUUUUUUAGAGCUUCCUUAAUUUCAAGAAGACUGACAUCCACAUACCGUAGAGAGCUACGACAGAAUAUCAUAAGCUCCUUGUUUUACCGCUGAGCUUUGUAAUGCACUGUGAAAAUGAUGGUCCCCAAUAAUUCUUCUGUAUUGAAUUCAUCGGCUCUCAGUUGUGUUCCUGAAAGAUGAAAAGGCCACUGACUAUUAACUAAAAGAUAUUCCAAUUAGUCUUUAUUAAGGGGGGGGGGGG
This is a messenger RNA of Gymnodraco acuticeps, 5085 nucleotides long. It is a transcript of the gene nomo, whose product is annotated as nodal modulator. The transcript is spliced from 31 exons. The coding region runs from base 99 to 3764 and encodes 1221 amino acids. Gene Ontology annotation, cellular component: endoplasmic reticulum membrane. Gene Ontology annotation, molecular function: carbohydrate binding. Lineage: Eukaryota; Metazoa; Chordata; Actinopteri; Perciformes; Bathydraconidae. The record is from RefSeq and is a predicted model, not a curated record.